AUGGGGGCUGGGUGGAUGUUUUACUUAGUAAUUUUCAUCCAGACAGCUAUCAACACGGGCAUUGGCAUUGGGGCUAUUCUGCUUGCUGGCGAAUGUCUCCAGAUCAUGUACUCCAACCUUUCCCCCAACGGUUCUCUGAAAUUGUACGAGUUCAUAGCAAUGGUGACAGUGGUGAUGAUAGUUUUAUCUCAGAUUCCAACCUUCCACUCCCUCCGGCACAUGAAUCUAGCUUCACUUUUCCUGAGCUUGGGCUACUGUUUGCUCGUGGUUGGUGCUUGUAUUCAUGCAGGUAAAGGACGAAACAGAGAUUUUAUGCCUGUUAAUAGUGGUGAGAAGAGAAGGUUCUUCCGACCUGUCAUAUGUGAAGUUGUACCGAUAUCAAUGUGCACUCCCAAAAUAUGGCUCACAGGUACCUCAAAAAAUCACCCAGAGAGGGACUAUUCACUGGAAACCUCACAGUCGUCAAGGGUUUUCAGUGCCUUCACUUCCAUCUCCAUUAUAGCUGCCAUUUUUGGAAAUGGGAUACUACCUGAGAUACAGGCAACUCUGGCUCCACCAGCCACUGGGAAGAUGCUGAAAGGCCUUUUGUUGUGUUAUUCUGUGAUUUUAAUCACUUUCUACUCUGCUGCGGUGUCUGGCUACUGGGUUUUUGGAAACAAAUCCAAUUCCAACAUUCUCAAGAGCUUAAUGCCUGAUGAAGGACCCUCUUUAGCUCCAACUUGGGUUCUAGGCCUUGCGGUUGUUUUCAUUCUCCUUCAGCUCUUUGCCAUUGGGCUGGUUUAUUCUCAAGUAGCAUUUGAGAUAAUGGAGAAGAAAUCGGCUGAUAUGAAGCAAGGAAUGUUCUCCAAGAGGAACUUGGUCCCAAGAAUAAUUCUCCGCACGCUAUAUAUGAUAUUCUGCGGAUUUUUUGCAGCUAUGCUACCUUUCUUCGGAGACAUCAAUGGGGUAGUAGGAGCUAUUGGCUUUAUUCCCCUAGAUUUCAUUCUUCCUAUGCUUCUCUACAACAUGACCUAUAAGCCCCCAAAAUCGUCCAUCACCUACUGGAUAAACGUCUCUAUAAUGGUUGCCUUCACUGGCGCAGGAAUCAUGGGCUCCUUCUCUUCUAUCAGGAAGUUAGUGCUUGAUGCUAACCAGUUCAAGCUCUUUAGCAGUAAUGUGGUUGACUGA
This is a messenger RNA of Thlaspi arvense, 1167 nucleotides long. The record is from the annotation of a GenBank genome assembly. Lineage: Eukaryota; Viridiplantae; Streptophyta; Magnoliopsida; Brassicales; Brassicaceae.